Molecule: messenger RNA, 1114 nt
Organism: Cannabis sativa
Lineage: Eukaryota; Viridiplantae; Streptophyta; Magnoliopsida; Rosales; Cannabaceae
Product: dirigent protein 16-like
Exons: 1
Coding region: 120-875 (251 amino acids)
Source: RefSeq, a predicted model, not a curated record
UUACUAUAAAAACAAACAGAGAAAUAGAGAGUUAACUCACCAACACAAACUCAAAGCAUUCCAAGUUUUUCUACAAACCAAAAACACACAAAGCUUUAAGAUAAAACAAAACCGAAAAGAUGUUGAAAUCACAAUCAGUCAUUACUUUACUCUUCUUGACACUAAUUUCUGUUUACAAUCCGAUUCUUCUUGUGGCUGCAGUUGUUCCUGUUGGAGAAGGAGAACCGGUUCUUGAAAUGUAUAUGCAUGACAUUUUGGGGGGUAGUAACCCGACAGCAAGGCCGGUCACAGGACUGCUAGGCAACAUCUACAGCAGUCAAGUCCCUUUUGCAAAGCCAAUCGGGUUUAAAACCCCAGACGAUGCAGUGGCUCUCCCCAAUGCCAAUGGUGCUAUGCCUACUGUCAAUGGUGUCACUGGCCUUCCUCUCGGAACAGGGUUGGCUGGAACAGCUUUCGCGGGAAAUGUUAACAACCAAAACACAAACAACUUACAGAGUCAAUUGGCUGCUGAUGGUUUGGGACUUGGGUUCGGGACAAUCACUGUUAUUGAUGAUAUACUCACUACAACUCCUGAGUUGGGAUCCCAACAACUUGGAAAGGCUCAGGGUGUUUAUGUCGCCAGCUCUGCAGAUGGGUCGAAACAGCUUAUGGCUUUCACUGCCUUAAUGGAAGGAGGAGAGUUCAAUGAUAACCUUAACUUUUUCGGUGUUUAUACUAUUGGUACUACUUUGUCACAGUUGUCAGUAACUGGUGGGACUGGUAAGUUUAAGAAUGCUUAUGGGAUUGCUGAGCUCAGACCUCUCAUACCUCCUGGCCAAAUCUCCACAGAUGGAGCUGAAACUCUGCUGAGAAUUACAGUUCAUCUCAAGUACUGAAUAGUGAAAACUUUGUAGUCAAGUGAGAGAGAUUCUUCUUUGUUUGUUUGGUUUGUGUAGAUGUGAAUGGAGAAGGUUGAUCAGUGUGUUCUAUGGAUGAUUGUAUUUGUUAGAGAGUCCAGUCAGUGUGUCUCUCUCAGUCUUGUAUUCCUAUCUUUAAGUAUUUUUAUAGUGUUUUGUGUAAUUCAAAAUUUAAUGGAGAUUAUAAUAUUUAUAUAUGAAAAAUCAAAGAUUUGAAA